This is a messenger RNA of Gallus gallus (chicken), 1515 nucleotides long. Its product is annotated as high affinity choline transporter 1-like. Gene Ontology annotation, cellular component: plasma membrane. The record is from RefSeq and is a predicted model, not a curated record. NCBI's taxonomy places the organism in Eukaryota, Metazoa, Chordata, Aves, Galliformes, Phasianidae. Gene Ontology annotation, molecular function: choline:sodium symporter activity. Gene Ontology annotation, biological process: acetylcholine biosynthetic process; choline transport; transmembrane transport. Bases 1 to 1515 code for a protein of 504 amino acids. The transcript has 8 exons.
AUGGCCAUCGUUGGAGGCAGGAAUAUAAGUGUUUGCAUUGGGUUGUUUACUGCAACUGCCACCUGGGUUGGAGGAGCGUACAUCAAUGGCACAGCUGAAAUUGUCUACCUGCCUUCCAAAGGACUGCUGUGGGUCCAAGCACCUGUGGGGUUUGCCCUGUCCCUUGUUAUUGGUGGUUUCUUCUUUGUAAAUCCAAUGAGAUCCAAGAAUUACAUGACAGUGAUGGAUCCCCUUCAGGAAGCAUAUGGGAACAUGAUGGGAAGCUUACUUUUUAUUCCUCCACUGCUUGGAGAGGUGUUCUGGUUUGCAGCUAUCCUGGCAUCUCUGGGAGCAACAAUGAGGGUCAUCUUGGAUAUCGGAGGCUCUUUAGCUAUCACCCUCUCAGCAUGCACGGUCAUACUCUACACUCUACUGGGAGGCCUCUACUCUGUUGCAUACACAGAUGUCAUCCAGUUGGUUUUCAUUACCCUGAGCCUGUUGGUCUGUAUUCCCUUUGCCCUGAUAAACUCUGCAACAGAAAGUAUUUACUACACUGCAACUCAUAAACAUUACCAAGACCCUUGGAUUGGAAAAAUAGAAAAGCAAUACCUUGGAAGGUGGCUGGAUGACUUCUUCUACCUGGUGCUUGGGAGCAUCCCAUGGCAAACUUUCUUCCAAAGAGUGCUCUCCACUGCCUCACCCAGCCAGGCAAGGUUCAUCUCCUACCUCUCUGGACUAGGAUGCUUUUUAAUGGCCAUCCCCUCCGUGCUCAUUGGUGCAGUUGCAGCAUCAACAGAUUGGAACCAGACGAGCUAUGGUCUUCCAAGUCCACUUGAGAGAGGAGAAUCUGCUAUGAUAUUGCCAUUUGUUUUGCACUACCUCUGCCCAGCAUACAUCUCCAUUGCUGGCUUGGGAGCCAUCGCUGCUGCUGCAAUGUCUUCUGCAGACUCAGCUCUUCUCUCUGCUGGCUCCAUGUUUGCUCACAAUAUCUACAGAAAAAUCUUGAGGAAAAAGGCUACAGAGAGGGAGGUCUUAUGGGCCAUGAGGACCUCCAUGCUGGUGUUUGGGGCUGGGGCUGCCAGUCUGGCUUUUUACUCCAACUCAAUCUAUGACCUGUGGUUCCUCAGUGGGGAGCUGGUGUAUGCCCUACUCUUCCCACAGCUGUGUUGUGCCCUCUUUGCUCCCAGCAGCAACACGUAUGGUUCGGCUGCUGGUUUCUUGGUUGGACUCCUCCUGAGGCUGCUGGCAGGGGAACCUGCCCUGAAAAUCCCCCCCACCAUCUGUUAUCCAGCCUGCUCCCUCCUGGAUGGAUCCUACGUGCAGCUCUUCCCCUAUAAGACGUUCACCAUGCUUCUCACCUUGGGGACAAUCAUUGCUGUUUCAUAUCUGGCAACAGUUUUGUUUCAGAGAAACCUUCUUCCCCGCAGAUGGGAUGUUUGCAAUGUCCUGGGGGAAACCAGCACUCACACCCCCCUGCGUCAGAUGGACAAACAGACAGGUUUGCAAACAGUGCCAUUGGAAGAGAAUCGUGAUUAA